AUGGCAACAAGUUGGCUGCGUCCACGGACGAUCAUCUGUUCUAUCGACAUCGAGGACCGUUUUGGCCCUAUCGUCAGUGAGCUAUGUGCUUCUGGUUUUGACUUCACAUGGUAUUUUGAAUCAGUCGUCUUGUCGCUACCGGUGACGGCAGUCUUUCUUCUGUGGGCACUACCGAGAAUUGUCUACCUUCGCAAGCAAUCCAUCAAGACUCAGGGUGGAUAUUGGGCAAUCAUCAAACUAGUUUUGUACGUGCUUUUGGCAACUAUCCAGGUCGUUCUGCUUGGUCUAUGGGCGUCUUCGCUGGCUGAAAGAACUCGCGCAACUAUCGCAACAGCUGUCCUCAACCUAGUGACUUCCAUUGUGUUGGGGUUGCUUUCCCAAUAUGAACAUACACGGUCCAUUAGGCCAUCCACGGUCAACGCGGGUUACUUGUUUCUCUCCACUGUGUUGUCUCUGCCAGAAGCCCGAACCCUCUACUUUCUCGAGACAACCCGCGCUAUUCCCAUCCUCUUCACGGUCACGCUAUGUUUGAAAGUCAUUACUCUUCUCGUCGAGUCUGUGCCCAAAACUUCAAUCCUCAAACGCGCCUAUCAGAACCCACCACCAGAGUCGGCGACGGGCAUCCUCGGCCUGAGCUUUUUCACGUGGAUCAAUCCCCUUUUACUGCUCGGCAACAAAACAGACCUUACCGUGGAGUUGCUUCCAACCCUAGAUGAGUCUUUUUGUGCAAAGGGUGUCGUUCCAAAUGGGCUGGAGAAGACCUGGCGGAAGAGUGGCAACCCUAAAUCACCUCAUAGCCUUCUUUGGGCAUCGAUGAAAUACUUUGCCGGAACGUUCCUCGUCGGAGUUCUGCCACGUCUCUUGCAGAUCGGUUUCGUUUUCGCACAGCCAUUUCUGGUCGACACAACCGUGAGCUGGGUCGAUGCGCCGACCACGGCGAAUACUAAGAGCCAGGGCUAUGGUCUGGUUGGUGCUUUUGCUAUCACUUACACGGGUAUCGCAAUAUCAACGGCACUUGCCCAGCAUCAAGCCUACCGCUUGGUCUCGAUGAUGCGAGCCAGCUUGGUAGACAUGAUCUUCCGGCACAUGACGAUCAUGCGUGAGAGUGACAUUGAUUCCAAUGCUCCCGUAACCCUGAUGAACGCAGAUAUAGAGCGUAUUGCAAGUGGAUUGCGGUACAUUCAUGAUGUCUGGGCCUGCAUCGUCGAAAUUCCAAUUGCAUUGUAUCUGCUGUGGAGGCAGCUCGGGAUUGCCAGUAUUGCCCCUAUAGUCGUGGUCAUUGUUUGCAUGUUAAUGUGUGUCCUUAUCUCUGCUUUGGCUGGUCCACGACAACAGCUUUGGCUUGAAUCGAUCGAACGGCGUGUGGAUAUCACCUCCCAAGUUCUUGGAUCAGUAAAAGGGGUUCGCAUGGCAGGUUUGACUGACAAUCUCUACAACCUCAUCCAAACAAUGCGAUCCCAUGAAGUUCGCAUGUCUGAGCGAUUCCGUCGUCUUUUGAUUCUUGUGGUUGCUGUUGCUUACAGUAAUCAGUCCGUGUCACCUUUGGCUGCCUUUUUAAUCUAUUCGCUGAUGGCCCGAUCAUCUGGCGAUGGAACAUUGACCCCGGCUCGAGCAUUUACCUCUUUGACCCUCUUCACUCUUCUGUCAACUCCGCUUUCAAAUCUUGUCGAGGCUGUGACAGGAAUAGCAACGGCAGUCGGAUCCAUCAAGCGUAUCAACCUCUUCCUGCAAACUUCUCCCCGUGAUGACGGUAUGUCGAGUGAUCCCGACGACGAUGCCUCAACUUCUCACAGCACCCUCACCGUUAAUUCUGAAGUCCAGCUUCAGACCUUGGCCUCGGAUAUCAAAGAAAAGCACGGAGUGGAAUGUUCACGUGUCUCCGUCGGGGAGAGGCUGCAUGUCUACGACUCUUUCCCCACAUUCGAUUUUGUGGCGGAAGGUCGUAGCACCGGCUGGGAUGAAGAAAAGGCGAACAUCAUCAACGAUGCCACUUUCAAAAUUCAGCGAGGAACCCUCACCAUUGUCGUCGGCCCCGUGGGCUGCGGAAAGUCCACCUUUGUUCGCAUGCUCUUGCGAGAGACACCUAUAUCUACGGGAACCCUUCAUGUUGAAGCAGGCGUAAUCGCAUAUUGUGCGCAGGUUCCCUGGCUGACAAACCGUAGCAUGCAAGACAACAUUCUUGGAGAAUCUCUGUUUGAUCUUGCUUGGUACAAUACAGUCGUUCAAGCCUGUGCGUUGGAGAAGGACAUUCUUGAUCUGCCAAAUCGAGAUCAAGGUCUGCUCGGGUCCGGGGGCGCUACCCUCAGUGGAGGGCAAAGACAACGCGUGGCCAUCGCACGUGCUGUCUAUUCUAGAGCAGAGACAAUCAUUUUGGAUGACGCCCUAAGUGGACUCGAUCGUACAACAGAAGAAACCAUCUUCAACAACCUCUUCGCCUCAGGAGGCCUACUACGCAAAAUGGGCACAACCAUCAUUAUGACGAGUAACGGUGUCUCUCGUCUUCCUCUGGCAGAUCACGUCAUUGCCUUAUCCAAAACAGGUAGCAUCGUUGAGCAAGGGUCCUACAAAGAAUUGAUGGAUCGCCCAGAAAGCUACAUCCAGACCCUUUCUGUUCCUGACGGCAGCAAACAGGUAUCAGGUGACGAUAUGGAAAUCACUGCUGUUGCGGAGACGAAGAUGCAUCGCCCGCUGAGUCUGGCCAGUCUCAAUUUGGAGGCCCCGCCACCGCAGGAUGGAAGGCGCACCGGGGACAUGUCAGUCUACUGGUACUACAUGAAGAUCCUCGGAAUCUGGCGAUCUCUCAUCUUUGUGCUGCUCAUUUGCUGCUACGUGGUGGGCAUUAGUUUUCCAACGAUUUGGGUGGAAUGGUGGACGGCGGAGAACUUAGAAUACCCGAAUGACAAUCUCGGCUACUGGCUUGGUAUCUACGGGUGGAUUGCGGUGAUGGCUGUGUGUACGCUCGUGUUGGCUUGUUGGCAUCUUAUGUCCAAUUUGGUUGCUCGGGCUGCUCGAUCAAUGCAUGGGCAACUUUUGAAAAAGGUUCUGGACUCCCCGAUGUCGUUUUUCCACACGACUGACGUUGGCCAAACUACCAAUCGAUUCAGCCAAGAUCUUCAGCUUAUCGACAUGGAGCUCCCACUUGCCGUCCUUAACACCAUUCUCACAUUUUUCACAUGCGUCGCACAAAUGGUAGUUGUUUGCGUCUCCACGAGCUACAUUGCUGCAACCAUUCCAGGCUGUCUGAUCGCGUUCUACUGCGUACAAAGAUUCUAUCUUCGAACAUCUCGGCAAAUCCGGUAUCUUGACAUUGAAGCGAAAGCGCCACUCAUCUCACACUUCCUUGACACGCUGAACGGAUUGACCACUGUCCGCAGCUUUAAGUGGGAAUCACAGUACCGCAAGAAAAAUGCAGAGCUUAUCAACUCUAGCCAGAAACCAUUUUACCUGCUGUUUGCCAUUCAGCGAUGGUUGGAAUUGGUCAUUGCUUUGUGUGUUGCCGGCUUCGCUGUGGUGCUUGUUGGAAUCGCGGUCGCCACGCGCGGCAGUUUGAGCGCUGGCUUCAUCGGUGUGGCACUCUUGAAUAUUGUCACUUUCACUGAGAACUUGCAAGGAUUGAUUAUGCAGUGGACUGUUCUUGAAACAUCUAUCGGGGCUGUCUCCCGUAUUCGCCAUUUCCAUCGCACUGUGGACUCCGAGCAUCAGCAAAAUGAGACGGUAGACCCGCCGGCCUGCUGGCCUGAGCAUGGAGGAAUUGAAAUCACGGACCUUGUGGCCUCUUACAAGGAUAGCGCUAACCUCGCCAUCGAUCACGUUUCCCUGUCGAUCAAGCCUGGAACCAAGGUGGGCAUUUGUGGCCGAAGUGGAAGUGGCAAAUCAACCCUCGUAUCCUCACUGUUCCGCCUUAUCGAACCGACUAGUGGCUCUAUCUUCAUCGAUGGCCUCGACAUAACGACUGUGCAACGACACCCGCUCCGCGCCCGAUUAAACUGCAUUCCUCAAGAGCCCUUUUUACUCCCCUCCUGUUCAGUUCGCGUCAAUAUGAAUCCUGGAGGUGGGGUAGACGACGAGAUUCUGAUCGACGCACUGAAAAAGGUUCAGCUUUGGGAGGCUGUUGAGGGCCUCGGUGGACUGGAUGCUGAGAUUGCUCCGGAAACCUUCUCACCCGGACAAAAACAGCUACUUUGCUUCGCACGCGCUAUGGUGAAAGUCGAAGGCAAAAUCCUUAUCUUAGAUGAGGCAACGAGCAGUAUUGACACAAAGACGGACGAGCUCAUGCAAUCUUUGAUUCGGACCGAGUUUGCUUCGCACACAGUCAUUGCAAUUGCACAUCGUCUAGAGACAAUUGUUGACUUUGACGAGGUCGUUGUUAUGGAUAAUGGGCGAGUGAAAGAGCAAGGCCCACCUGCGCAGCUUCUGGAGCAAAAGGGUGCUUUUGCGGAGCUCUACUGGGAUCUUGGUCGCGGUUCGACUCGGACUCCUAUGGCCCUCUAA
Messenger RNA from Penicillium oxalicum, 4491 nucleotides. Its product is annotated as ABC transporter atnG. Gene Ontology annotation, cellular component: membrane. The record is from RefSeq and is a predicted model, not a curated record. Gene Ontology annotation, biological process: transmembrane transport. The coding region runs from base 1 to 4491 and encodes 1496 amino acids. NCBI's taxonomy places the organism in Eukaryota, Fungi, Ascomycota, Eurotiomycetes, Eurotiales, Aspergillaceae. The transcript is spliced from 15 exons. Gene Ontology annotation, molecular function: ATP hydrolysis activity; ABC-type transporter activity; ATP binding.